AUGUCAGGCGGCGACGCCUCAGAACACACGUUGGAGACUGGGCAGGAGCGAUCUCACGCCAACUUGGAAAGCAACGCCCACAGGGGUAGCUUUCCAACACUUUCUCCAAGCGGGCUUAUAAAAGGAAAGUUGCCUAACGACAAAGCGGUUUUAGUCGACAACUUUAGUGGUGCACACACCACUACCAACAUCCUCCCUAAACUAAUCACAGUCCAAGACGGAGAGCAGAGGGCACUUCCACCAAUGAGCGUCAUUGUCCCGUAUCAGGACUAA
Lactuca virosa is the source of this 273-nucleotide messenger RNA. The record is from the annotation of a GenBank genome assembly. NCBI's taxonomy places the organism in Eukaryota, Viridiplantae, Streptophyta, Magnoliopsida, Asterales, Asteraceae.